AUGUCUUCUGAAGGUCGCGCAUAUAUGAACUACCCUCCAGCAAUUGAGGGUCCAUCGGUACCCUACAAAAAUGAAGAUGCGUCUAUUCCCAUUUUCCGAGGGACUCCUCUGGCGAUCGGUGCGACACUAAUACAUAACAUCGGUUUCAUCCAAAGUCACUUCUGGCGAACUGCUGGUUUUGGCGUCAUCCAUAAAGUCCCUCACCUCCCUCUGUACGCCGGACGAUCCGACCCAAGCGUGAUUCCCGUUGAGAAAAACCACACCACCGACGUACCAACGCCUGUUGUCGCGAAGCGCAAGGGAAAUAAUGGAUACUACACUUCCGCCGACUACCAUGAUCUAUAUUUGUCGGGCGAGUUGAGUCCAACCGUUGUUGUUGAAACACUCCUCCCUUUAGUCCGUCGGGAUGUCAGCCCAGCAGGCAAGCAUUCGAUCGCUUUCCUUGAAUCACAGGUUGAUAUAAUCCGCGCCGCUGCAGAAGAGUCUACCAAGCGGUAUAAGGAAGGGAACCCUCUUGGACCCCUUGAUGGUGUACCCGUUGCGAUUAAGGACGAGGUCCAUAUCACCGGCUACAAACGCACUCUGGGCACGAAGUUGGAUUUCAAGGCUGGUAAUGAUGGUACUUCUUGGAACCCCCAUAACAAGGAAUAUUACUGUGGUGGUUCCUCAGGAGGAUCCGGAUAUGCAGUCGGAGCUGGUAUUGUCCCAAUCGCGCUGGGUGCAGACGGUGGUGGCUCAAUUCGUAUCCCAUCAUCAUUCUGCGGUAUCUGGGGUCUCAAGACCACUCAUGGUCGUGUUUCCGGGGCACCAUCUCUCAGUCUCGCGCCUACAGUCGGUGUCCUGGGACCAAUGGCAUCCAGCAUCGAUGAUCUCGCCAUUGCGUACCGAGUGAUGGCCGCUCCAGCUCCAGAAUCACAGGAUCCAACCUCCUCACUUUUCUCUCAGCCAGUUCCCCCACCAGCUGACAGAAAGCGAACCAAGACCAUUGGCAUCAUGUCAGACUGGAUAGAUCGCGCCGAGCCCGCUGUCCGGGAAGUAUUUGACAGAGCUCUGGCCUAUUACCGCGAGAACGGUUAUAACGUCGUCGACAUCACCAUCCCAUACCUCCCAGAAGGCCAGCGCGCCCAUGCAUUGACCAUCUUAGCCGAUAUCGCAUCAGGCGUCGACGCAAACCAGAUCCGUGAACUGACUGCGCCUAAUAAAGUCCUUGUAUCAAUGGGCAUGUACCAAAUCACUGCACAGGAUCUCCUUGCAUCUCAACGCCUACGGAACCUCCUCAUGACCCAUCUCGCAUAUCUUUUCCAGAAGCACCCUGGUUUGCUAAUUCUAUCUCCCUCCACACCUCUUCCUGGCUGGCACAUCUCGGGAGGUGAAUCCGAUCUUGCCCGAGGUGUAUCAGAUGGGGGCAGAUCCGUGCGGAACAUGGAAUACGUAUGGCUGGCUAAUUUCACGGGAUGUCCAUCUAUUAAUUGUCCUGCUGGAUAUGAUCCUGCAACUGGUGUGCCUAUCGGUAUUAUGGCCAUGAGCGAUUGGGGAACGGAAGAAGAAUUGAUUGACUUUGCGCGAGAUGGUGAGCCCAUACUGGAUCUUCCUGCCAACCAGCCACCCGGUGCUACUGAGUCAGAUGUACUUUCAGAAGGCCUUCGCGCUCCUUCUUCUGAGGGUACUGUUUGGGAAGAUGUUAUUGCUAGGGCACUGGAGGCUCAAUCUGCAUAA
Molecule: messenger RNA, 1716 nt
Organism: Penicillium angulare
Lineage: Eukaryota; Fungi; Ascomycota; Eurotiomycetes; Eurotiales; Aspergillaceae
Product: amidase
Exons: 3
Coding region: 1-1716 (571 amino acids)
Molecular function (GO): catalytic activity
Source: RefSeq, a predicted model, not a curated record